AUGGACAGCGCUGUGGACAGGCUGGACGCUGCGGGUUUUUUACAAAUCUGGCAACAGCUUGACGUGGAUGACAGCGGGUUCAUCGAAGGGAAGCAGCUGGCCGCCUUCUUUCAACACAUGAUGGAAAGACUUGGGAUGAAGAGAGAGCAGAUAACUGAGGACAAAAUCAGAGGACUGAGAGAGAGAUUCAUGUCUGCGUAUGACACCGCAGCUGACGGACGUCUGCACAUCCAAGAGCUGGCCGCCAUGAUGCUGCCAGAGGAAGAAAACUUCCUGCUUCUGUUUCGCAGAGAGACGCCGCUGGACAACAGUGUGGAGUUCAUGAGGAUUUGGAGAAACUACGACACAGACAGCAGCGGCUACAUCUCAGCCAUCGAGCUCAAGGGCUUCCUUCAGGACCUGUUCCUCCAACACAGGAAGUCCAUCACUCCUGAAAAACUGGAGGAGUACACUGACACCAUGAUGAAGAUGUUUGAUAAAAACGGGGACGGCAGACUGGAUUUAAAUGACCUGGCCAGAAUUUUGGCCCUGAAAGAAAACUUCUUACUGAAGUUUAAGAUGGACGCCUGCAGUCAGGAGGACAGAAAGAGAGACUUUGAGAAGAUAUUUGCUCACUAUGAUGUUAGUAAGACAGGUGCGUUGGAGGGUCCUGAGGUGGAUGGAUUUGUCAAGGACAUGAUGGAGCUGGUGAAGCCCAGCAUCAGUGGAACAGACCUGGACAAGUUCAGGAAAGCCCUGAUGGGUCACUGUGACAUCAAUGGAGAUGGAAAGAUCCAGAAGAACGAGCUGGCUCUCUGCCUCGGCCUCAAACUCAGCUAA
Messenger RNA from Toxotes jaculatrix (banded archerfish), 819 nucleotides. Its product is annotated as secretagogin-like. Bases 1 to 819 code for a protein of 272 amino acids. Gene Ontology annotation, biological process: regulation of long-term synaptic potentiation; regulation of presynaptic cytosolic calcium ion concentration. Gene Ontology annotation, molecular function: calcium ion binding. Gene Ontology annotation, cellular component: nucleus; cytosol; terminal bouton. NCBI's taxonomy places the organism in Eukaryota, Metazoa, Chordata, Actinopteri, Toxotidae. The record is from RefSeq and is a predicted model, not a curated record. The transcript is spliced from 11 exons.